CAUCAGCCCUCUAAAUUGUCAGUGUCUCCAUUAAAAUUUACAGCCCUCUUUCUUCAGCUUCCUACCUAUCAACUCCAAAAACAUAAUAAAUGCAACUUUAAAUCAAUAAAUAAGCUUUCUUUGAACUUUCUUUCUCACCUUCUAUAAAUACAUAAAACAAGCUGCAUGUUACAUUGCAUACAGUUCUGACAUAAAAAAAUAUAUAUAUAGAGUAAGAGUUUGUAAUUUAUGCUACAUUGACUUUGGAAUGGUAUACAAAAUGAUUAAUGUACCUGUUGAAGCUAAUUACCUUCAGAAACCAACAUUCUUGGUUCUAAUCUUUGUUUUAGGAGUGUUUACUUGUUCUAGUCAUGGCUUCUCCUUUGAAUUUUAUGCAUUGUCGUGCCCAGGUGUCGAGUUUGUAGUCCGGGAUGCUGUAAGAUCAGCUGCUUCUACUGAUCCGACUGUUCCAGGGAAACUUCUUCGCUUGCUCUUCCAUGAUUGCUUCGUCAAUGGAUGUGAUGCAUCAGUACUAGUAGAAGGGGAUGGAACAGAGAAAGCAGAUCCUGCAAAUAAAUCUCUAGGAGGAUUUGAAGUAAUAGAGACGGCUAAAAGAGAGCUAGAAUUGUUCUGCCCUGGAACUGUUUCAUGUGCUGAUAUUCUUGCACUGGCUGCUAGAGAUGCUGUUGUCAUGGCUGGAGGGCCGGAUAUUCAGAUGCCGACUGGUAGGAGAGACGGAAUGGUUUCUACAAUAUCGAAUGUCAGGCCUAACAUCGUUGACACGAGUUUCACGGUGGAUGAUAUGGCUAAGAUUUUCAGCUCUAAAGGGUUGAGUUUGACUGAUCUAGUCAUUUUAUCAGGUGCACACACCAUCGGGUCAGCACAUUGUAACGCUUUCAGUGACCGGUUUCAAGUAAGUUCAAAGGGCAACCUCACUUCUGUUGAUUCAUCACUAGACAAAGACUAUGCAGAAAAAUUGGCUAAAAAAUGUGCAUCAAGCACAUCUGCAACUGUUAACUUCGACCCUAAGACAGCCUUCUCAUUCGACAAUCAAUACUACAAAAAUUUGAUGGAGAAAAAAGGACUGCUCCAAACUGACUCAGUCCUGUUCAAUGACCAAAGAACAAAAAACUUGAUUGAGCAAUUUGCUAGUGACUUGAACAGUUUCUACGAGGGAUGGAGUGAAUCAUUUUUGAAGCUCAGCAGUAUAGGAGUUAAGACUGAUGGCGAAGGCGAGGUACGACAAAUUUGUUCAAGAAUAAGUGGAUGAGCAUGGAAGAUGAUAGUGAAUUAUGGUGUUGCAAAAAUUUCAUUGAAUGGUUUCUUUAGCUCCAAUUUGAGCAUUAGACUCUGUAUUUAUUGCAUAUAAAUUUUCUUUCUUAAAUACAAUAUUCCAGUUGAUUGUUUUCCUUUAA
Molecule: messenger RNA, 1394 nt
Organism: Chenopodium quinoa (quinoa)
Lineage: Eukaryota; Viridiplantae; Streptophyta; Magnoliopsida; Caryophyllales; Amaranthaceae
Product: peroxidase 46-like
Exons: 4
Coding region: 248-1249 (333 amino acids)
Biological process (GO): hydrogen peroxide catabolic process; response to oxidative stress
Molecular function (GO): peroxidase activity; heme binding
Source: RefSeq, a predicted model, not a curated record